GGGUACUGUCCGUGCAACCUUAAUUUUUUUUUAAUUUUACUCCUUAAAUUAUGUUUAAUUUAUCAAAUUUUAGAUUAAAAUAUGAAACUUCAAUUGACUAACAUUUAGCGCAUGGAAGCAUGGAACACCUGCAAAAUAUUUGUUAACAUCAACAAACACAAUGAGCAUAACCUCAAUUGAGUUGACACCUGACAGUUUUAUAAAUAAUAAAAUUCAUAAAAAAAAUGAACAUUUACCAGCAAUAGAGAAAAAUUUUUCAAUUUGAAAUAAUUAAAAAAAAGAUGAGUAAGAAAUGUUGAAACAAGAAGUCUUAAAAUGAAGUCUAUGACUCAUCAUCAUAAUUUUCGAACAUCAAAGCCAUGGAGAAAAAAUUUAUACGAAAAUCAUGGACUACCCGAUAAUUACACCGACAGUUCAUUUUUACAUGACCUUCGUAAAAAUAUAAACCCGAAUAAUGUAACCACAAAAGAAGCAUUGCUACUAGGUGCUAGUAUAUCAAUACAAUUGAGUAUUGUAAUUUUAUUUGUAAUAGUAUUCAUUUGGUUAAAAAGCGAAUGGGCAACUCCAAAUACUAUAUUUGUUUACAGUUCAUUAUUAACAAUGGUCGGUUACUUGCUUUACAUUAAAAAAUUUCCUAAUAUCACUGAAAAAAUAUCUAAAGAUUCUCGUACAGCAUUAAUAUAUCUAGUAUUCGGUUACAUUUUAUCUCCGGUGUUGAAAACAUUAACCGAAACCGUAAGCACAGAUACUAUUUACGCGAUGACAAUAUUUAUGUUUUUCAUUCAUUUGGUAUUUAGUAAAUACGGUUCACCACCAGUAUCAUUAUCUGAUUCUCUGUCAAUAACAUCAUCGAUUUUUGGAUCAUUGAUGCUAGCUUCACGUUUGGUAUCAUCUCUUCAUGCAUUUUCUCUUCUCACUGUUGCUGUACAGUGUUUUGUUUUAUUGCCAUUUUUAUUGUCUAUCAAACAAAAUAACAAUAUUGCAAUAUCAUUAGUAUUAACUUUAAUAACGUUGUAUUAUUUAAUUAAUGUAUCAACAAUAUUAUCUUAUGUGUUUAUCAUUGUUACUAUUUUUAUUUCUGUCAUCUGUCCAUUGUUGUAUGUCAGAUGGCAGAAAUAUAAAGAUAAUAUUUAUGGACCGUGGGAUGAGGCUGUUAUUACUAAAUAAUAAAUUUUUUAUUUAUUGUAAUUUAAAAAAAAAAUAUUUAAAACGAGCAA
Cotesia glomerata is the source of this 1217-nucleotide messenger RNA. RefSeq names its product phosphatidylinositol N-acetylglucosaminyltransferase subunit C (gene PIG-C). The record is from RefSeq and is a predicted model, not a curated record. Lineage: Eukaryota; Metazoa; Arthropoda; Insecta; Hymenoptera; Braconidae. The coding region runs from base 316 to 1167 and encodes 283 amino acids. Gene Ontology annotation, cellular component: membrane; glycosylphosphatidylinositol-N-acetylglucosaminyltransferase (GPI-GnT) complex. The transcript has 2 exons. Gene Ontology annotation, biological process: GPI anchor biosynthetic process.